AUGGGGUAUGACUUGAGCAAGGCAGAAGACUCGGGCGAGCAAGUGGCGCCGAGGCGUAGGAAUAAUGCAGUUUGUGACCGAGAUGACGUUAGUUCGUGUCCCGUCAUUGUUAUUACCCUCGUGAGAGUUAUCAACGAAGUCGCCAGCAUCGGCAGGACCGCCCACGUCAACGUCGUCACUCUUCUGGGAUUCUGCCAAGAAGGUAAGAGAAGAGCGCUGGUCUACGAGUACAUGCCCAAUGGCUCCCUGGAGAGGUACAUCUACUCCGAUCCGCCCGAGACAUCGCUUCCUUGGGACAAACUGUACCAGAUAGCAAUCGGCAUCGCCCGAGGGCUCGAGUAUCUGCAUCAAGGUUGCAACACCCGCAUCGUGCACUUCGACAUCAAGCCUCACAACAUCCUCCUCGAUGAGGAUUUCUGCCCCAAGAUAGCAGACUUCGGGUUGGCGAAACUGUGCCCUAGGAAGGAAAGCAUACUCUCCAUGGCGGAGGCAAGAGGAACGAUAGGGUACAUGGCGCCGGAAGUGUUCUCCAGGAGCUUUGGAGCGGUUUCGACCAAAUCUGAUGUCUACAGCUACGGAACGAUGGUGUUGGAAAUGGUGGGAGGAAGAAAGAACAUAAAAGCACGUGCAGAUGCUAGGACGAGCGACGCAUGCUUCCCCCACUCGAUUUACCAGUAUCUGGAUGGAGGUGAAGAUGACCUGCGAGUUGGUGAUGUGACGGCGGAAACGGAGGAGAUCCCGAGGAAGAUGAUGUUGGUCGGGUUGUGGUGCAUACAAACCGCGCCGCCGAAUCGGCCUUCCAUGAGCAGAGUCGUUGAGAUGUUGGAAGCAAGCGUCGGUGACAUUGAAAUGCCACCGAAGCCAUAUCUUUGUACUCCUUGAUCAACUGUACAACUCUUCUUCUUGAUGAUGAGAUUAAGCAAAUCUUUGGUUG
Molecule: messenger RNA, 934 nt
Organism: Musa acuminata AAA Group (dessert banana)
Lineage: Eukaryota; Viridiplantae; Streptophyta; Magnoliopsida; Zingiberales; Musaceae
Product: LEAF RUST 10 DISEASE-RESISTANCE LOCUS RECEPTOR-LIKE PROTEIN KINASE-like 2.1
Exons: 2
Coding region: 1-882 (293 amino acids)
Biological process (GO): protein phosphorylation
Molecular function (GO): ATP binding; protein kinase activity
Source: RefSeq, a predicted model, not a curated record